CUUCUGACGUCUCGUCACGUUAUUGGUUAGAUUUCACGAGUGCUUCGCGACGCAAUCACGCAGAGGCGUUCCCAUUGCGUAUUGACGCAGCGUCGACAGUUCCCAUGAAAGGGAACCCAACAUUAGUCAUUUAAUUUGUUUGUCUUUUGUGCAAAUUGAAUUAUUUAAUUGGACUUUAAUAAUAACACAAUAAGUUUAAAAUUGCAAGUAAAAUUGUGCAUAACUGCUUGUUUGUUUUUAAUCAGAGGGACGAGUCUUCAUGGUUGGACCAAAUGUCGCCUUAGAUAAAAUCCCUCAACUUGACAUGAUAAAUGCUUCGAUGGACAUUGAUCUCAUUGGGAUCGCAAAGAACAAUGAUGAAAGAUCAGCUGCUGUGGCUUUCAUGAGCUUCAACACAAUGGAGAAUCUACUGAAGCCCGACUUCUUCAACACAUCAAAUGACACGAUUAAAACCAUGAUGUCCACUGUGAUCUCAGCUACUCUUCCCAAAACCACCAACACUAAACUCACCAAACCAGUCAACUUCACCCUCAAACACAUCAGAGAGUUCGACCCCAGCGGUUCUCUGUCCUGUGUGUACUGGAAUAUCAGCGAGUGGAUUGUAGAUGGUUGUUCUGUUUUAGAGACCAACAGCAGCUACACUGUGUGUUCCUGUGUCCAUCUGUCGACAUUCGCUCUCAUCAUGCAAACCAGCAGACCACCAGAGAGCGACUCACUGCUGGAUCUGUUGAAUCUGGUGUGUGUGAUCGUGGGGCUGGUGUUCUUCAGUUUGGCUCUGUUGACCUUUGCCCUUUGUCAGUGGAGUCCUGGAGUGAAUAAUGUGGCUCGAAUCAACAUCUGCAUCAGUCUUCUGUUGGCUCACCUUCUGUUUCUGCUUACACAACAGUUCCUGAACCUCAUACGCCGUCAUCAGGUGUUGUGUGCCGUGAUAUCAGGUGUGCUGCAGUUCCUCUUUCUCUCCGGCUUUGUGUGGAUGUUCAUUGAAGCUGUGCUGCUCUUCAUCUGUGUGAAGAACCUAUCACAGAUCAGCUCCAAAAAGAGGGAGGUGCUUAGCAGUGGAUUCCUGUGUGUGAUUGGAUAUACGGUUGCUCUGGUUGUGGUGGCCGUGUCUGUCGGGCUUGUUCCUGAAGGCUACGGCAGCGAACACUGCUGGAUUAAAAUGGAUAAAGGUUUUAUCUGGAGUUUUCUGGGUCCUGUUUGUGUCAUACUAGCAUUAAACAUGAUUCUCUUCAUCUGCAUCACCAUCAGUCUGAACUCAACUCUCAAAAAUCUGAACGCUGAAGUUUCACAGAUGAAACAAACCAAGACUAUGACAUUUAAAACACUGGCUCAGUUUGUGGUUCUUGGUUGCUCCUGGAUUCUGGCUUUCUUCAAUAAUGGCAGUAAGGAGCUGGAGAUCAUCUUCGUGAUCUUGAACUCCCAGCAGGGAACCUUCAUCUUCCUGGUCUAUUGUGUCCUCAAUAAUGAGAUCAGACAGCAGUACAGGAAGUUCUUCAGAUGUAUUUGCUGUGGACGCAAACAACACUGAGGACUACAGCAUCAUCUUCAGGAAAUAAAAGGUACUGCUCAAGUGCCGUGCUGAACUACUGCGUCUUGUGGGGUAGCGGCAGAACCAUAGGAGGCUGGACUGAGCGACUUUAUUCUGUGCUUUAUUCGGCUUUUAUUCUCUUCUGCUGAUUCAUAACAUGUUAUGACUGCAGUAAAACACACAACAGAAUCAAUGUUUUGGAUGUUCAGUGAAGUCUCAGCCUGUUUCUGUAAAUGGUAAAAAAUUAUUACCAGUCUUUUGAUAAAUACUAUUGAUGUAGAACUUAUAAACUGUAUUAUUUAAUCUUUUUUGAAACCCACAAGAUUGUCUUGGUGGAGGGUAAAAAGCAAAUUUUUACAAACUGAGUUCACUUUUGAGCUCAAAAAGCUCAUAGAAAAGUCCUUUUUAUAUUUAAAUAUUUAAUAGCAAAAUAUAUUUUCAUGAGAGAAGGUCACAGGUUUUAUAGGUGUAGUGGAUUUACCUUUAUAACUAAACUAUUAAAAUAAGUAUAUGAACAGCUGACAUCUCAAAAUGGCUUGUAUUUUUGUAUUAAAUGUAUGUGAAUGAUUGAUUUUUGCUUUCGUUCAGGUUUUAUAUGAACACGUUUUGUUACAAAGUUGUCUCAAUAAACAGUGUGAUAUAAGUGGAUUUGUGAACAUGUUUUUUCCACAUUCCAUGAAAGACAAAAAGCUACAUAUAAUAGACUGACUCUAAUUUGAGAAUAUCCUAGUUUGAAAAAUGAAAAUUUAAAUCAAGCCAUUUUCUGCAACAUAUCUGUAUUUAAAAUGUAACAUGCAAAAGCCUUAACUGUAGAUAUGUCUGUGAAAUAAUCAGAGAAUCUGAUCACAAGGUCUAUGCACAUUUUCUGUUUCAACACAAGUCAGGGGGAACCCCUACACAUAUGGCAUGACAAAACACUGUAUACAUUUGUUAUUUGAAUUUGAAUUUGAGAAGGAAACAGUGGACUUGUAUUUCCUCA
Messenger RNA from Megalobrama amblycephala (Wuchang bream), 2507 nucleotides. RefSeq names its product adhesion G protein-coupled receptor E3-like. The record is from RefSeq and is a predicted model, not a curated record. Bases 260 to 1528 code for a protein of 422 amino acids. Gene Ontology annotation, cellular component: membrane. Gene Ontology annotation, biological process: adenylate cyclase-activating G protein-coupled receptor signaling pathway; cell surface receptor signaling pathway. Gene Ontology annotation, molecular function: G protein-coupled receptor activity. The transcript has 9 exons. Lineage: Eukaryota; Metazoa; Chordata; Actinopteri; Cypriniformes; Xenocyprididae.